UCAUUCCUUUUGUGGCACUUCCAAACUUUCUAGUUCUCUCUUUCCUAACUCCUAACUCACGAGAUCACGACUAUACCUUUCUCUACACUCCAACUGAAAUAACUUCCUCCUUCCUCGUCAACCUACACCCCACUUCGCAAUGGAUUUCCUCAGUCAAUACUCCAACUCGUAUCCUUUUCUCUCAGAUUUCCCGUCCGCCUCUUCCCCAAUGUCCGAUUCCAGCAGUCAUCCAGCUACUCACUCCGACGAAGAGAUCAUGCUGGCAUCCAGCCAUCCCAAGAAGCGCGCCGGUCGGAAGAAGUUCCGGGAGACUCGGCAUCCGGUUUACAGGGGCGUCAGGCGACGGAAUUCCAAUAGGUGGGUCUGCGAGGUCAGGGAGCCCAACAAGAAGUCGCGGAUAUGGCUCGGCACGUUCCCCACUGCGGAAAUGGCUGCACGCGCUCAUGAUGUAGCCGCUUUGGCACUCAGGGGACGAUCCGCUUGUCUCAACUUCGCUGACUCUGCUUGGCGCUUGCCCGUUCCUGUCUCCACCGAUGCCAAGGACAUUCAGAAAGCCGCGGCUGAGGCUGCAGAAGCAUUCCGCCCUCCUCAGGACUCCGAUACCAUGUCCAACGAAGACGUCAAGGCUGACAACACGGCCCCCAUGUCAAUGUCGCCGGAACCGGAUAAUGAAGAAAUGUACGUGGACGAGGAAGCAAUUUUCGGAAUGCCGGGAUUGCUCGCCAACAUGGCAGAAGGGUUGCUACUCUCCCCACCUCACUGUUCGCAACAACAAUGGGAUGACGUGGAAAGCGAUGCUGACGUGUCUCUGUGGAGUUACUCCAUCUGAUCCUCUCUCUGCACUCUGUAUCCUUCUUAUUAGUCCUUUCCCGUACUUUUUAGCGUUUGAGGAUGAACCCCUUUUUUUAUUUUUUUCUAACUGGGGGUCAGGUCUCAAGGUUAGGCUUGCUUUUUGUCUUUCUUUUAGGGGUUCGCUUGGUAGGUUGAAGGCAGAAAUCUAUGUCUACUCUCUACUCUCUACUGUAUGUAUGACAAUGUACCUUACUGUAUGUAUGGAAUAUGGAAUACCAAAAGGCUUUCGAAAAGAAACUUCCUGUCA
Molecule: messenger RNA, 1099 nt
Organism: Nelumbo nucifera (sacred lotus)
Lineage: Eukaryota; Viridiplantae; Streptophyta; Magnoliopsida; Proteales; Nelumbonaceae
Product: dehydration-responsive element-binding protein 1B-like
Biological process (GO): regulation of DNA-templated transcription
Molecular function (GO): DNA binding; DNA-binding transcription factor activity
Source: RefSeq, a predicted model, not a curated record